Geodia barretti is the source of this 885-nucleotide messenger RNA. The record is from the annotation of a GenBank genome assembly. NCBI's taxonomy places the organism in Eukaryota, Metazoa, Porifera, Demospongiae, Tetractinellida, Geodiidae.
AUGGCGGGAAAACGAAUACUUUGCGCCUUCGGUGUGGACCUCGACGCCGUAGGCGGAUGGCUGGGCUCAUACGGUGGCGAAGACUCUCCCGAUGACAUUUCGCGGGGAUUGUUCGCAGGCGAGGUGGGCACCCCAAGGCUCGUCAGAAUGUUCGACCGCCUGGGCAUCAGGACCACCUGGUUCAUUCCCGGACAUUCGGCAGAGACCUUUCCUGAUGAAUGCCGGAUGAUUGUCGACGCCGGCCAUGAGAUAGGCCUACACGGCUACUCCCAUGAAAAUCCCAUCUCAAUGUCGCCGGACCAGGAGGAAGCGGUGCUUCUACGCUGCAUUGAGGUGCUCUCCAAAUUGGCAGGCACGCCCCCCACGGGCUACGUGGCCCCGUGGUGGGAAUUCAGCCACGUAACUAACGAACUGCUACUCAAGCACGGCAUUAAGUACGAUCACAGCCUGAUGCACAAGGACUUCGAGUGCUAUUACGUGCGCGUAGGCGACCAUUGGACCAAGAUCGACUAUUCUCAGCCGGCUGAUGUCUGGAUGCACGCACUGGAGAGAGGUGUAGAGACCAAUCUGGUUGAGAUCCCCGCCAACUGGUACCUGGAUGACCUGCCUCCAAUGAUGUUCAUCAAGAAGUCGCCCAACAGUCACGGAUUCGUCAAUCCGAGAGACAUCGAGUCGAUGUGGAGGGACCAGUUCGACUACGUUUACAGGGAAUACGACGACGCGAUCUUCCCUAUCACCAUCCACCCUGAUGUUAGCGGGCGACCCCAGGUCAUCCUGAUGCUGGAACGGCUCACCGAGUACAUAACCUCUCACGACGGCGUGCAGUUCCUAACCUUCAACGAAAUUGCCGACGACUUUCUAGCGAAACACCCUAGAGCGGAGUGA